AUGCCCAAAGAACGCAAUUUUAAUCCCGUGCAAGCUCAACGCAAAGCCGACAAGGCUAAGGCGAUUAAGAAGGGCAAGGCCGAAGUUCAAUCGAGACGCAACGAAAAGCUCGCGCGCCGCAAUCCCGAACGCCUUCAAAAACAAAUCGACGACCUCAAAGCCAUUACAACAGGAGGCGGUAAGCUCUCACGACAUGAAGAACAGGUUCUUGAGGGACUCGAGAAGGAUCUACGUGCUGUAAAAAAGGCACGCGAGGCUCUUGGCGACAAAGCCCCAUCCUUUGGUCGCGGCUUCCACCGGGACGACGAUUUUUCGGGAGGCGUUCUUGGAAAGCGUAGACGGAACGACGAUGAGUUGACCAGCGAUGAAGACGUACCUGAUGAUGUGAAGCGCAUCCCUAUGCCGCGCGAUACACCACCACCGAUUCCCAAAGAAGUAUUGGACAAAUGGUAUGCCAAAAGGCGAGCUCGGCGCCAGGCAGAACAGGCCGAGAACAGAAAAUCAGAAGAGAAGGACGAAAAGUCAGCGACCCCAGCGCCGGAACCCAAGACCGUAUACGAAGCAAAGCCCGUGGUCCGAAACUUGCAAAAGGAGGCGGUAGCUGCGUUUGUACCGACUGCGGUUCGGAUGAAGUUGGACAAAGGCAAAGGCCAAGGUGGUCUGAUGGAACCGGAAGAAGCAGACAGACUUGAGAGGGAAGGCUAUUUGAAAUCGACAGGCACUGCGGAGGAGAUGGAGCCCUCCGGGCCAAAGAAGGUCAUGGUAGAGGAAGCAGAGGACGACGACGUUUGA
This is a messenger RNA of Colletotrichum truncatum, 792 nucleotides long. RefSeq names its product ww domain binding protein 11. NCBI's taxonomy places the organism in Eukaryota, Fungi, Ascomycota, Sordariomycetes, Glomerellales, Glomerellaceae. The record is from RefSeq and is a predicted model, not a curated record. Gene Ontology annotation, biological process: RNA processing.